Molecule: messenger RNA, 1187 nt
Organism: Sander lucioperca (pikeperch)
Lineage: Eukaryota; Metazoa; Chordata; Actinopteri; Perciformes; Percidae
Exons: 3
Coding region: 38-688 (216 amino acids)
Source: RefSeq, a predicted model, not a curated record
AAAAAGCAGCAGGUGAGUUCAUCGGUCUUCAAGCACAAUGGAAAGAGUCAGAGAAAGAGUAAGACGAGGAGGAGAACGAGGAGAACGAGGAGGAGGACAAGGAGGAAGAGGAAGGGGAGGAAGAGGAAUCAACAGAGGAGGAAUCAACAGAGGAAGAGAUGGAGGCCAUGCUGGAGGUAGAGGUAGAGGUAGAGGUAGAGGUAGAGGAAGAGGAAGAGGAAGACAAGAAGGUGCUCAAAGAGGACCGAAUCUGACAAAUGAGAUCUGCACAACACUGGUUGACCACGUUGUCAACCACGGCCUGACGCUGAGGGAGGCUGGACUGCGAGUACAGCCAAAUCUAAGCCGAUACACAGUGGGAAGUGUGAUAAGAACAUUUCGACUGGAAAAUAGGAUUGAGGGUCAGGAACGACAAGGGGGAAGGCCUCCUAUGUUCACAGAACAGCAAGAGAGGGAGAUAGUAAACAUGGUUUUGGCCAACAAUGCUAUAACACUCAAUCAGCUCCAAACUAACAUUGUCAAUAACCACGCCAGUUUCAACGAUAUCCAUCAGGUCUCAACAUCAACACUGGCACGCAUCCUAAAAAAAAAACAUAUUCAAAUGAAGCAAAUUUAUCGAGUGCCUUUCGAGCGCAAUUCCAAAAGGGUGAAGCGACUGCGGCAUGAUUAUGCAGAGAGAGUUUUAUGAAUGGAUGGAGAGGAGAUCCAGCAUGAGUUCAUUUACGUAGAUGAGGCUGGGUUCAACCUGACGAGAACACGAAGGAGGGGAAGAAACAUCAUUGGCCACAGGGCUAUAGUCAAUGUCCCAGGGCAACGUGGGGGUAAUAUAACACUCUGUGCAGCCAUUACACAGAAUGGAGUCCUCCACCGCCAUGCCCAUAUGGGCCCUUACAACACAGCACUCAUACUUACAUUCUUGGACCAAUUGCACAACAUAACAGCAGUAAAUCAAAUCGAUCAUAUGCAAUACAUUGUUGUCUGGGACAAUGUGUCUUUCCAGCGCUCUGCUCUGGUUCAGAACUGGUUUCAGCAACAUCCACAUUUCACCGUCCUAUAUCUUCCACCAUACUCUCCAUUCCUCAACCCUAUAGAAGAGUUUUUCUCGGCAUGGCGGUGGAAGGUAUAUGAUCUCCGUCUCCAGGCUGAGGUACCCCUCAUCCAAGCCAUGGAGGAGGCCUGUGACCAGA